Lachnellula hyalina is the source of this 1530-nucleotide messenger RNA. RefSeq names its product 25S rRNA (adenine-N(1))-methyltransferase (gene RPR8). The transcript has a single exon. Gene Ontology annotation, molecular function: rRNA (adenine) methyltransferase activity. Gene Ontology annotation, biological process: rRNA methylation; ribosomal large subunit biogenesis. The record is from RefSeq and is a predicted model, not a curated record. Lineage: Eukaryota; Fungi; Ascomycota; Leotiomycetes; Helotiales; Lachnaceae. The coding region runs from base 1 to 1530 and encodes 509 amino acids. Gene Ontology annotation, cellular component: nucleolus.
AUGUUCGCUGUUCCAGGUUGGUCCGUCUCUUCAAAUCUCCUCAAGAGACAAACAUUGGAGCCGAAACCAGUUCCAGCAACAAAUGACACAGCUACUUCGGCCCCGGACGAUGACGACCUGUCAAAGUCAAAGAAGCGCAAACUUAACAGCGGCAAGUCCAAAACUCUAGCUGUGAACCCUGCCAAUGUGGCAGAUCUAUAUGAGAGAGUGAUUGAGGGAAAGCCUAAAGUUAAGAGCAAGAAGCAGGUUGAGAAACGGCAGAAGAUUGCCAAAGACGAUGUCGCAGGAGAUGCACCUGAAAAUGGUGGGGAUGUAGCCGCAGAGGAGAAAACAGAGGAGCGGAGCGAGAGAAGCGUGAAAAGAAAGAAGGACAAGGAAAGGAAGCGGGAGAAGAAAGCCGCUGCGUUAGAGCAAACGGGCAACCCAACCAAGACAGAGGAACCGUCCACCAAAGUCGCACCUCCAGCUCCAGCAACAAAACCCACCCCGCACCUAACUCCCCUCCAAGCAGAAAUGCGCAAGAAGCUCGUCUCUGCCCGCUUCCGCCACCUAAACCAAACACUAUACACCACACCCUCCGCGCACUCCCUCGAUCUCUUCUCCGAAAACCCAGAGAUGUUCACCGAGUACCACGAAGGCUUCCGGCGCCAAGUCGAAAUCUGGCCCGAGAACCCCGUCGACAGCUACAUCAACGAUAUCAAGACCAGGUCAAAGGCGCGAGGAGGACCAUCACGGAAAGGGGGUGCUGCGACAGAGGCAGCUUCUGACGCUGUAGUGCCAUUGCCAAGGACAGAGAAGACUUGUCGCAUUGCUGAUCUGGGCUGUGGAGACGCUGCAUUAUCGGAAGCACUGCAAAAAGACUCCAAGAAACUCAACCUCCAAAUCCACAGUUUCGACCUCUUUUCUCCCCAUCCCUUGGUCACGCGAGCAGAUAUCGCAAAUCUGCCCCUAGUGGACGAGAGUAUCGACGUGGCUAUCUUCUGCUUGGCGCUCAUGGGCACGAACUGGAUUGAUUUUAUUGAAGAGGCGUACCGGGUCUUGAGAUGGAAGGGCGAGUUGUGGGUUGCGGAGAUUAAGAGCCGGUUCGGACGUGUGGGAGGCAAGAAGGGGGGAAGGGUGGAGCAUAGUGUGGGGUUUAGACAAAAGCCUAGUAAGAAAGAGAAGAAAAAGACAGAGGACGAAGAUGCCGUGAAAGAUGACGCAGCGCUCAUGGUGGAAGUCGAUGGGAAUGAAGAUACCAAGCAGGAAACGGAUGUUAGUGCGUUUGUGGAGGUCUUAAGGAAGAGGGGUUUCGUGUUGAAAGGCGAGGCGGCUGUGGAUCUGAGCAACAGGAUGUUUGUCAAGAUGCAUUUCGUCAAGGGAGUCACGCCUAUCAAGGGCAAGUGUGUGCCCGUUCCAAAGGGAAUGGAGAAAAUGGGACUCGAGACUUGGAAGAAGAAGCCGAAGGGGAAGUUUACGGAUGCAGAGGAGGAUGUUCCUGUAUCGAGUGAAGCCGGGGUGCUAAAACCUUGUGUGUAUAAGCUAAGAUAG